GAAAGACUGGAAAGUCCAAAAGGAUCUUGGCUGUGAAAUUCAUCCUAAUGCACUGCAGAAGGAGCACCAUGUAGAAAACACAGAAGAGGAACAGAACAUUGUAAGAUUUUUUUUUGUCCAUCUGUAUUUGAGCACCAAGAAAACAGAGAGAAACAAAUUAAAGAACUCCACCAGAUCUAAUCUGUAGCUUUCUGGCUAAUGUUUUGCUUUCUGAUACCUGGUGAUGGAAAACCAAAGCAGAAUCAGUGACCUGCUCGUGCAUGCCCUUGACAACCUUCCUCAGGAAGACUUCAAAAGAUUUAAAGACAAACUAUCGCAUUCUGGCUUUAAGGGGAAAGAUAUCAUCCCCCGAGGUCGGCUGGAGAAUGCUGACAGGAUAGAUACAAAGAACAUUCUGAUGGCAUUCUAUGGUGGAGAUGCUGCAGUAGAUGUAACAAUAGAAAUUUUCACUCAGAUCAAUGUCAGAGAGACUGCUGCUAACCUCAGAAAAGAGAGAGAGAAAGUUUUUUCAAAGGAAAAGGAGAAAAAAGCAAAAGUUGAAGAAACAAAAGGGAACAACAGACAAUGUGGUCUGGGACCAUGUGCAGAGAUACGUCAUACCAAGAAGGAUCAUCCCUCUCUGAAAGGCUCUGAAAAGGAGAAAAAAGAAAAAGUUGAAGAAACAAAUGGGAACAACAGACAAUGUGGUCUGGGACCAUGUGCGGAGAUAUGUCAUACCAAGGAGCAGGGAGAUGAUCAUCCCUCUCUGAAAGGCUCUGAUUACCGGAAGAAGUAUAGAGAACAUAUACAAGGAGAAUACCAAAUAAUAGAAGAUAGGAAUUCUCGCCUGGGUGAAUGUGUGAGUCUAGACAAAAGAUACACAAAACUGCUUAUUGUAAAGGAACAUCAGGGAUGGGAGGCGAAAGAACAUGACAUAAUCACCAAAGGAAGGAGACACGCAGAGUCGAUGGCUCAACAAACCAAUCUCACUAAGAUUAGUGCUUUAUUUGAUCCUGGUAGAAAUCAACAAAUCACAAGAACUGUUGUGCUGCAGGGAGCAGCUGGAAUUGGGAAAACAACGACAGCAAGAAAGAUCAUGUUGGACUGGGCAGCUGGAAAACUCUAUCAGAAAAAGUUUGAUUAUGUUUUCUAUAUAAAUUGCAGAAAAAUAAAUCUUGUUACUGCACAGAAAAGUGUUGCUGAUUUGAUUUUAGACAAUUGCCCUAAUGGAAAAGGACCAAUUAAAGAAAUCUUUGAGAAGCCAGAAAAACUCCUGUUCAUAAUAGAUGGUUUUGAUGAAUUGAAUUCCUUGCUAGACAUUGAUGAAGUUAGUCUGUGCAGAGACCCAUUUGAGAAGAAGCCAGUGGAAACUGUACUGUGCAGCUUAUUGAGAAAGAAAGUUCUACAAAAAUCCUGCUUACUGAUCACUACAAGACCAACUGCUCUGGAGAAACAAAAGCAGAAUUUGAAAUUUCCAUGUUAUGCAGAGAUAAUGGGAUUUUCUGGAGAAGAGAGGAAAGAAUAUUUUCAUAAAUUCUUUCGUGAUGAAAAGAAAGCAACACAAGCCUUUAAUUUUGUGAAAGAAAAUGAAAUACUCUUCACCAUGUGCUUUGUCCCCAUUGUGUGUUGGAUCAUCUGCAUGGCUACAAAGCAACAGAUGAAAAGAGGGAAAGCUCUUUCAGAAACUUCAAAAACAACCACAUCGGUAUAUUUGCUCUUUCUGUCCACUCUGCUAACAGAUCAUUUCACUGACUCAAUACAUAUGAAAACAUCUAAAACUACUCUGUGGAAGCUUUGCUCAUUGGCUGCAGAUGGAAUUUUAGAACGGAAAAUCCUGUUUGAAGAAGGUGACCUGAAGAAGCACAAUUUAUCCUUGUCUAACAUUCAGACUCUCUUUCUGGGUAAAAGUAUUUUUCAAAAAGACACAGAAUGUGAAGGUGUCUACAGCUUCAUUCACUUGAGUUUCCAAGAGUUUUUUGCAGCUCUGUUCUAUGUGCUAGAGAAAGAUGAAGAGACAAAGAAAAAAUCAUUGACUUCUAAGAAAGAUGUGAACCACUUGAUAAAAACCUAUGGACUAUCUAAAAAUAAUUAUUUGAUGUUAACAGUACGUUUCUUGUUUGGUCUCUUAAAUAAAGAGAGACUAAAUGAUAUGGAGAAAAAGUUACACUGUAAAACAUCAUCUGCAAUAAAGCUGGAAUUAUUGAAAUGGUUUGAAGCAGAAGCUAAAAACAUCUCCUCUCUGUCCUAUAAGACCUAUGGGGAAUGCCAUGACCAGCUUGAGUUGUUUCACUGUUUGUAUGAGUAUCAGGAAGAAGAGUUUGCGAAACGCGCCAUGGCUAAUUUCCAAGAAAUUAGACUGGAACACAUCAGGCUUACAAUAAUGGAUGAAAUUGCUCUUUCAUUCUGUGUAAAGAACUGUUGUAGUAAUCAGUCACUUUACCUAUGUAAAUGUAUGCUUGGGAUUGGAGAACGAGAAGAAGGAUGGAUAGCAAAGCUACGGAAAUGGUUAUUUCCUCUGAACCCAGGGAUUAAAGAUAUGAGAACUUCAACUGCACACUCAUUGUGUCAAGGACUGAAGGAUCCAAACUGUAAACUAAAAACAAUAGUGAACCCAGGGAUUAAAGAUCUGAGAACUUCAACUGCAUACUCAUUGUGUCAAGGACUGAAGGAUCCAAACUGUAAACUAAAAACAAUAGUAUUGCGGCAGUGCAGUCUCACAGCUGCUUGCUGUGGGGAUCUCUCUGCUGCCCUCAGUACAAACCAGUCCCUGACUGAGCUGGAGCUGAGUGGGAAUGAACUGGGAGAUUUAGGAAUUAAACUUCUGUGUGAAGGACUGAAACAUCCCAGAUGUAAACUGCAGAAAUUAGUGGUUUGGGAUUGCCAGCUCACUGAUGCUUGCUGUGGAGAUCUCUCCUCUCUGCUCAGCACAAACCAGUCCCUGAGAGAGUUGAACCUGAGAGGUAAUAAUCUGAGUUAUUCAGGAGUGAAGCUUCUGUGUGAAGGACUGAAACAUCCAAACUGCAAGUUAGAGAAGCUCGAUUUGUCAGAAAUCCACAUAGAUGAAAUAACAACCCAAGACUUGGAAGUUUUGCAGAAGAUACAACCUGGUUUGUCGAUUGUGCAUAAUGCAGCAUCCGGCCAUCAGAACCCAGGUACAAAGACAAGGAGGAUGGCCUGUCUUCUAUCCGAGUGCCAUACAUUCAUCUGCAGACUAACGUCUCGGAGUUCAGAAAUGAUGUGGAAUAUUUUUGUGAUGCACUGUCGUGAGGUUGGACUAAUUCUGCUGUUAAGCAUAGCUACAUAUUGGCUUCUCUGGCUGAUAUAUAGUUAAGUAUCUGAAAUGGAAGAUUGUAUAGAGAAUUUACAAAUCUUGAGACAGUUUUUGACUCCCUUUAAGGAAUUGCAGUAGCACAAGAGAUUUGAAGUGGGAAUUGCUUUCCCUUUAAAGUUGGCAUGUCAAACACCUGUCCCAUGUGAUGUUUUUCUGUUGCUGCAUCACUUACUCAGAUUCUGCAGAGUAUAAGCUUUUCUUUAUUGACUUUUUAAAAGUAACUUUUUUGGCCUCAUAGUUGUGAAGAAAAUUUCCUGUAUGUGACUCUAGUAUUACUGAAGCAGCGACGUCUGUCUGAGUCUGCAGAUGGCCUGAGGACCCUGGGAGAUGUGAAUGCUAAUGCAAACCCUGCCCCUCAGUAAUCUCCCAGGGGUGCUAGUUCUAAAUCCCCAAUUCAAUGUCAAUGUGAACUAUUUCAUUGCUGAUUGGUUUAGGGGAUGGAAUGGGGAAGAGCAGGGGCGGCUCUAGGAAUUGUGCUGCCCGAAGCAGGGCGGCACGCCGCGGGGGGCGCUCUGGUGGUCGCCGGUCCCGUGGC
Messenger RNA from Mauremys mutica (yellowpond turtle), 3845 nucleotides. RefSeq names its product NACHT, LRR and PYD domains-containing protein 3-like. Gene Ontology annotation, molecular function: protein binding. Gene Ontology annotation, cellular component: cytoplasm. The record is from RefSeq and is a predicted model, not a curated record. Lineage: Eukaryota; Metazoa; Chordata; Testudines; Geoemydidae. The transcript is spliced from 12 exons. The coding region runs from base 224 to 3310 and encodes 1028 amino acids.